AUGGCAGCAGUAUCAACAUUAGCCGCAAGUAUGGAUGGUGGUGGUGGUGGUGGUUUUAAUGCCAGUGGAACUGGUGGUAUAGAAAUGGCUAAAGCAUUAUCAACUAUGCAAUUACGUAACGAACAAUUUCGUCAAUUAUAUGAACAACUUAAACAAGAAUAUGCAACAUUAUCUGAUGCAUAUACUGAUUGUCAACGAACAUUAGAAAAAUCUACAGAAGAAAAUCGUCAAAUGCAAGAAAAAUUUAAAAAUCUACUUGAUAAAUUACAAAUGGAUAAUAGAAAGAAACAAACACAAAUUGAAGAAAUGAAAACACAGUUACUUGACAAUAGUAAAAUUGAUCAAAUUCGUGAUCGUUUAUCUUCAGAAGUUGAAGGUCCAUAUAAAUUAGCUUUAUCACAAUUAGGUAGUCAAUUAGAACAAACUAAAAGUGAAUUAACCAAAGUUCGUUUUGAAUUAAAUGCUCGAAUAAAAGAACAUACAUCUGAAUUAUCUCAACGAGAUCAAAUAGCUGAAGAAAUUCAAUUAAAAACUGAAAAAGAAUUAGGAGCAUUAAGAAAAGAACGUGAUCUUCUUCAACAACAUAUUCGUCAAGAACAUCAAAAAGAUUCAAACAUUGAACAAAAUCGUUCAAGAGAAAUAAUACAAUUAAAAGCUAAAGUUGAACAGUACACUCAAGAAUUAAAUGAAGCAAGAGAAGUUAAACUUCAUGCUGAACAAAUUGCUGCAGCUGCACAAAGAGAAUUAUUAAAAGAACGUUCCGUAUCAAAAACUAGUUCAUCUCUAGUUGAAAAUGAACGAGAUUCAUUGAGACAACAACUAACAAAAACUCAUCAUGAAUUAACAUCAACUAGUGAUCAAUUAGCUACAAUUAAUCGACAAUUACAUGAACGAGAUCUUCGAAUUUCACAAAUCAAUUCAGAAUAUGAAAAUAUUCAACAUCGAUAUAAACUUGAAGUUGCAAAUCAUAAAAUUGAUUUAGCUAAAGUACAAAGAGAUCAAUUAGAACAACAAGAACAAUUAAAAAUACAUAUUCAAGAAUUAGAAGAAAAAAUUGGAUUAUUGAGUUCGGAUAAAGCCAAAUUACAACUGGUGAUUCAGGAAAAGGAACAUCAUUUACUCACAAGUGUUCAAGCAGCUCGAGAAGAUGAAUGGAAAAAAAUUAGUGAAAUAACUAAUGAAAAACUUAAUUUCGAAACUGAAGUAAAUAUUUUAAAAAAAUCAAAUGAUGAACGACAAAAACAAUUUGAAAUUGAACGUGAUCGUUUAUAUGAACAAGUGAAAAGUUUAGAAAAAAUUCGUGAUGAAUUAACUAAAGAAAAUACAUAUUUAAAUACAACGAUUAAACAAGGCACUGAUUGUCAAAAUGAUCUUGAACGUGAACAAGAAAAAUCUCGUGAACUUUAUAGAAAAUGUAUUAAACUUGAAACUCAACUUUCUUCAACAAAUGGAAUUGAACAAGAAUUAACCGAAAUAAAUUUAAAAUUAAAAAAUGAAUUGAAUCAAUUAAUGAAUGAAUAUCAUUCAAAUAAACAAGAAGUUCAACAGAUGAAUAAUCAAUGUACAACAACAAUUGAAAAUGCACGUCGAGCAUUUUUUACUGAUAGAAAAGAUAUGGAAAUUAAAAUUGAACAAUUAGUUGAACAAUUAAAAAAAUAUAAGAAGAAAAUACUUGAAUUACAAAAAGAAAAAAAAGAUUAUCGAUCACGUUAUCAAAAUUUUUCACAAAAAUUAGUUGAAAAAAGUCAAUUAAUUGAAGCUAAACUGAAUGAAAUUAAACAAAAAGAAUUAAGUUUACAAAAUGUGGUUAGUCUUCAAACACAUAAUCAAUUAAAACGUCAAUUAUCACAAUUAUUAAAAAAACAUGCACAAUUUCAAACAGUUCUUGAUGUGAAUAAUACAAAUCAAUCAUCGAUACCAUCAGAUGAUAAAUAUGAUCUUAAUUCAAUGUUAAAUCGUCUUGAUCGUUUAUCAUACGAACAGAACCAUCAAUUGAAUGAUUUUAUUCCAAUGAAAGAGUCUUCAGUUACUCUUUCAAAUCAACAUGAAUUAUCUUCUUCUUCUACAUCAAAUAAACGACAAACAGUUCAAUUUGAAGAAGAUAAUUAA
Adineta steineri is the source of this 2109-nucleotide messenger RNA. The record is from the annotation of a GenBank genome assembly. NCBI's taxonomy places the organism in Eukaryota, Metazoa, Rotifera, Eurotatoria, Adinetida, Adinetidae.